AUGAGCGCAGGUGGCACAUUUGUGCCACCGAUGAUGAUAUUUCCGCGAAAACGGGAUAAUCCACUACUGAUGAAAGGUGCUCCACCUGGUGCCAUUCACGCUUGUCAUCCCUCAGGAUGGAUACAACUUGAACUAUUUACUCAAUGGUUCGAGCACUUUUUACAGCAUGUGAAACCAACUGCUACAUCGCCAGUUCUCCUGAUUUUAGACGGACAUGCCAGUCACACCCGAAAUAUCAAAGUAGUGGAUUUAGCCAGAGAAAACCACGUUCGCUUGCUGAGUCUACCUCCUCACUCAAGUCACAAAAUGCAGCCACUUGAUAAAACAUUUAUGGGUCCAUUAAAAAAGUAUUCGACUGAAGAAAUUCGUAAAAGACUACGAAUGCAAGCUCGAGCAAUAACACAUUACGACAUCGCAGAAUUAUUUGGUCAAGCCUACAUAAGAGCUCAGCGUGCAGAAUUGGCCAUUAACGGCUUCCGUGCAACUGGAAUAUAUCCCGUGAACAGGAAUGUAUUCCAAGAUCAUGACUUCAUUGACGAAGACCUUCCAGAGGUAGAAGAAACUUUUGAUGAUCCAGUGCGCGAUUUAAUGACACCAGUCAAUGAUGAUUCCGAUAACUGUUUGCCUGAGCCAAGAACUGUUGUAACUCCGAGUCCUCAAUCUGUGAAUGUACCGCCAUCACCCCAGAGUGUUGAUGGACAUCACCAAGCUAACCCGCAAACCGAAAUGCCGACGACGACCAUCGAUGAUGCUAUAGCUGGUCCCUCAACAUCAUCUAGAACAUUUUUGUCGCCAAAAGUGUUGCAGCCUAUACCGCGUUUGAAGAAGACAGUCAGCAAUAGAGGAAGAAAAACCACCAGGCCUACGAUUUUGACAUCUUCACCUUAUAAACAAGAUUUAGAAACGUCGAUACAAAGGAGCACAAAAAAGAAACAAAAGAAAACGCCAAAGAAAACAGCACAAAAGAAAAGAAAAAUCGCAAAAGAUAAAAAAUCAUCGUCUGAAAGUUCUGAUAAGAGUGAUUUUUCAGUCAAUGAUAGUACCGAUGAAAGUCCAGAUCGUUCCCAAAAUCAAAAUGGUAGAUGUUUGUAUUGUAAUGGGCUUUUUUCAGAAGAUGUUCAUGGAGAGAAAUGGAUCCAAUGUGCAUCUUGUAGGGAAUGGGCUCAUGAAGAUUGUGCUGGCGUAGAAGAUAUGGUUGAUUUCUUCGUGUGCGAAUUGUGUACCAAUGACUAG
Molecule: messenger RNA, 1233 nt
Organism: Chrysoperla carnea
Lineage: Eukaryota; Metazoa; Arthropoda; Insecta; Neuroptera; Chrysopidae
Exons: 1
Coding region: 1-1233 (410 amino acids)
Cellular component (GO): nucleus
Molecular function (GO): DNA binding
Source: RefSeq, a predicted model, not a curated record